This is a messenger RNA of Paramecium sonneborni, 2107 nucleotides long. The record is from the annotation of a GenBank genome assembly. NCBI's taxonomy places the organism in Eukaryota, Ciliophora, Oligohymenophorea, Peniculida, Parameciidae.
CAAAAUUGCAUAUGCAGUUUAGUGAAGAUGAAGCACUUAUAAAAUGUGAUAUAGAUAUGACUUCUUAAGCUAUAAUGAUACAAAAUGAGGUAAAAUUCCUGCAAAAACACAGACUUUAUUUGAAUCUAAUGGGAGGGUUUUUUUUUGUGGCUGCUAUUUUGCUUUACAAUAAUUUAUUUGAUAUAUGUCCUUAUAAUACAGAUAGUAAAUGUAUAUAGGAAUGGUUGAAACCUCAAAUAUUAAAGCUAAUAAUUGUUUCGAUUUCAUCAUCAGGGCUUUUUGUGUUGGUUGUUUUCAUGGCUUUAAGAAAUUUAAUUAGCAAAUUAUAUAUUGGAUUAUUUGUAUGUUUUCUAAUGAAAGUUAUUUUUAUUGAAGAUCAUGUUAUGAGUACAACAAAUUAUCAAAUAGUUUAUUAAUUUUUUGAGAUUCUGUUCAUCUUAAUUUUUGGAAUUAUUUCUAUAAUUUUAGUAAACUUCAUUAAAUGUUGGAUACGAUGGAGAAUGAAAUGUUUAUUAAUAGUAGGGAUGAUAAUUUUAGUAAUUUUGAUAUAUUUUAAAAUAUAAAUUAAUAAUAGUUGUGUAGAUUGGAAAAAAGGAUUGAAUGGACAAUCAAUAGAUUAAUCUGGGAAGUAUUGUUAAAUAGUUGAACCUUCUGUGUGUUGGUAUGAUAUUUUUGAUGGAUUUAUGGAUGCAUCAAAAAUUUAUGAUUGUACAAGUCAAUCUAAAGAUAUCAAUCCUUAAUGGAUAGAAUAAUAUAAGAGUUAUGUAUAAAUACCUGAAGGCACUAAAUAUAUCGAGAUGCCAAGAACUGAAUAUUUUGAAGAGAAAUAUAGAUUUUGUCCAUAUAAAGAUUUUUAACAAUAUGUAUUAUCAAAAAUGUAAUUUUUGAAAGAUUUAAAUGAAUUAAGUUAAUAGGCAGAGUCUUAUUUAGAUUUGGAAUAGAUGAAGUAUGUAACGAAAAUAAAAAGAAAUGAAAGUUUGAUUGAAUCAAGAUCAAAAUCUUACACUAAUAUUUAGAAUUAAAUGAAUCGUAAACUUCCUAAAAGCAUAAUAACAAUAUUUGUAGAUGCAGUGUCUAGAACAAGAUUUAUAAAAAAAUUAAAGAAAUCAUCUAAAUGGUUUGCUUAAUAGGAACAUGAAUUUUAGGAUACUCACUAAAUGUUUUAAGCUUUUAGAUAUAUGGCUGUAGGAACUCAUACAACUCCUAAUUUUUAUGGAUACGAAUAUGGUGUAUAAUAUCAAUUUAAAAAAUCUACUAAAAAUACAUUUUGGAGCACAACAGGAGCUUAUCAAAAUGAAUCAAUUAUUGAAGAAUAAAGUUAAUCAAAAUAUAAGAGUAUAACUUAAAUGUUAUAAGAAGCAGGAUAUAUUACUGCAAAAUCACGAACAAUAUGUGGAAAUUCUAUUACUGAACAUGAAUUGGUAGAGGCUGACAUAAUGCAACCUUAACCAAUUGAUCAUGAAUUUGUAAGUGGUAUAUGUGAUCCUAAUUAUAUGCGUCCAAAUAACUAAUUUGGAAUUUUCAAGGGACCAUAUAGUGUCGUAAAGAAAUGUCUAUAUGGUAAGGAAAUCAAUUAAUAUGUUUUUGAUUAUGGAAGAGAUUUCUUAUAGACCUACCAUGAUGUUCCUAAGUACUUAGAGUUGUACUUUUUGGAUGGACAUGAAGGCACAGGUGAUGCUAUAAAUCAUUUUGAUGAUCCUUUAUUCAAUUUUUUGAAUUGGCUUAUUGAAAAUAACCACCAUAAACAAUCUUAUAUAAUGAUGGUUUCUGAUCAUGGAUUGCAUAUGUAAGGUCCAUAUUAUUUGAUGAAAGCUGAAAUCUAUCAUAUUGAAGUGGCUCUUCCAGGACUUUUUGUAUUGAUUGAUAAAGAUUUAAUUGAAGAGAGAGAACGAAAAGCGUAUUAUUAAUUUAUUAUCUUAGAUUUAAAGAAAACUAAUAAAAAGUUGUUACUUCUUUUGAGAUUCAUUAUACCUUACAAUUUUUUACCUCUGAUAACCCUCUAAUCUUAGACAAAAGUCUUUUUUCAUCAGUAAUUUCGGAGGAUAGAGAUUGCACAGAUAUUCCCCUUAAAAAAGGUGAAUUUUGUGCUUGCGUUAAAUAAAAAUGA